AUGCCGGUGACGGCGCAAGCUGGGAAGAUGAGCUGGGCUUUGAUGCGACAUCCGAAAGGUCUGGACUGCGACUUAUUCAUCAGCCACGCCUGGCAGGAGGGCGUUUUUGAGUUUCUGUCCAAGGUCUUGCACUCCUGGCCAGCGGGUGCACGGCACGUCUGGUGCUGCAUGCUGGCCAACCCACAGCACUUGGAUAUUAGCAGCUUGCUGCAAUCUCCCAGCAGCUCGCCGUUUGCGCUGGCACUUCAGGCUUCGACGUGCGUCCUUGUGGUGCCCAACCGCCACUGUAGUAUCUACACCAGGCUGUGGUGCGGUUACGAGGCUUACCGCGCACAUGAGGAGGGCAAGACUAUCUUGAUCGCCCGGGCUUCCAACAGCCAGCAGAUUGGCCAGGCGUUGGUGGAGACGGGCUUAGCAGGACUCGUUGGCACGGUUGCUGGCACGUUAUUUCAGAGUGCAAUGUUCCAUCCCGUUCCGGUUUGCGUGACCGCAGUCGCUGGAGCUCUUAGUGCCAACAUGAAACAUAACGGCUGGCGCAUGGUCCUGAAUUGGGUGGGGGCCUUUACAUGCGGAGUUAUUUUCGUGCAUUGGCGAACGCUUCACUUUCAGCAAGGGGAGGAUACUGCAGAUACAGUCCCAGCCAUCUUUUCCUUCGUGGAGCAGCACUUGCUGGUGCUUGCUGGCAUGACCUUCUUCUUGCUGCUGGAGGUCGAUCGGGUGAAUGGAAAGGCAAGGCUUGAGGAAGCCGAACAACUUCGGCACGGCUUUCAGGGCAGCAUUGCCCACGCCACGUGUUCAGAAGAAGCGGAUGCCAUACGGAUUUUUGGUGAGAUUGGCGAGAAGACGGGCGCUGUAGACUACGCCAUCGACGUGCUGCUCGCCGCAGGCAUGUCCUCGCCGACGCUCAGGGAGACCGCGCGCAAAGGGAUCGACGUGGGAGGGGCCGGGAGCGCCGAGAUUGCGUUUCCUUUCGUGGCGCUGGUGCCGCUGAGCAUCGAGACGAUCUGGUCGAUCUACGUGGACUUCAUCUACCUGCACGAUCAUGUUCACCUCUGGUCGAUUCCGCUCUGGCUUUUCCAGACCAUGACGGUCGUGACUCGCGUCGGCGUGCUCCUGAGACUCUGGCGAAGCCCCGAGGAUGAGAGGUGCUUCAUCCUUAAGAUGAUGGCGAAGAUUGUGGCGCUGUACAUGCUGAUCAUCUGUCCGCUUCUAGCAAUGUGGGAACUGCGAGCCGGAGGCACAUUCGCACCGGACAGCGGGUGGUUUGCUCUACCCUUUGUUGUCUACACCAGCAUCCUCGCUUUUGCCUGCCUUGGGAUGCAACGCCUUGGGACGAUUCCCGUGCUGGGGCCCUGCUUGCUGCAGCUCUUCCUGGCCAGGGGCCACACUGCCUUUGCAAGUGCCCUGCCUUCUCGACCUCGGUCCUGGUCCAUGGAAUGGAUGGAAGCGGAGACAGCCAGCGACACUGACUCACCCCGCUCCAGUGCAUCGAGCUCGCUAUGA
Symbiodinium natans is the source of this 1503-nucleotide messenger RNA. NCBI's taxonomy places the organism in Eukaryota, Dinophyceae, Suessiales, Symbiodiniaceae. The record is from the annotation of a GenBank genome assembly.